AUGCUACCAGCGCUUUCUGUCCUGCUGUCACUCGCAGUCCUGACAGCAGCUACUAGCAGUGACCUUGAAACCCCGGCAAGUCAAGUCGAGGACCCAGCAUAUCCAGACCAACUGGCGCAAGAGUCUUUAACGCUUCACACACUAGCAAGUCCGGAAGACCUAGGCGUGCGUGUCCUACCUGCUCCUAAGGAUGUCGAAGGACUCGCCUCCGUAGUUCCCUCGGUUCCUUCAGCACAGGUGGAUGCCACUUCCUCCGUUGGAAACUCGGUGGCGACGGACGACCCAGCUGAAGUGCCCGAGCUGCCUCACCCUGACCAGAUUGCGCAGGAAAGCCCAGAUGGGUAUCCUGCAAUUGAUCCUUACCGGUUCUACGACCAGCAGAGGUUCUAUGACCAGUUGAGGCGACCAGUGGAUCCUUCAAAGAUCCCUCCCCGUCGAACAUCAUAUAAUCCUCACCCUGUCCUCCCAGGUACAAUAUUUGCUCCUCCUGAACGACCUCUUCCCUUCCCUCCAAGAAGGAUUAAACCAAGGCAGCCUGUCAACGUAAGGGAACCACUCCCGCGUCCAACACCACAGACACCAACAUCGAUUCCAGAAACCUCUGAAAAUCAAGCAUCUUCUGAUACGAAUAAACCUCCCAGUAAUGAAAAGUCUAAUCAUACUAAACCAGAAGUCCCAUUGGAUGUUACGACGCCUUUGUUCCAACCUAAGAGAGAGCAGUGGAACUCGAAAAUAUUUUUCGAGAUCGAACAAAGCAGACAGCAACUAGAGGAAUCAAAACAGAGGGACACUGAAGAUUCGGCAAGCUUGUCUCUUCCCGAAGCAUCCGCAGAAGAACACUCUGGGAGCAGAGAGCAAAGCGGAGAGAAAAGACCGGAGGAAGGUCUGGACACAGAAACAUCUACAGAAGAUCGUCCCAAAGCAUCAUCCAGUGAGGAAAACCAAGGGAGUACUUUAGGUAAUGCAGAAAUACCCAUUCGCAGUCAUGAGGAUUCGUCGCCCCUUUUAUCUUCAGCAGAGAAACCAGGAAUAACUUUCUUCCCCCAGGACGUUGAUGAAGUAUUCCAGUUCGAGGGGAGUGAGAGGGACGUGUCAGCCGCCAAACCCAAUGGCAAUGGAUUUGUACAGCCGCAGCCAACACCAACAGACCUGAGAGAUAUUGAUGCAAGUUUAUAUGAAGGUUUAAGACUACCUUACUAUUCUAUACUUGACGAGCCAGGUUUUCCGAAUGGGAACCAGCAAAUUUUCGAAGCGCUAAAAAAUGUAGAUCCAAGUGCCUUUAAUGAAGCAGUUUUAGCCUUUGAACCACAGCGAACGAGUGAAGCACCAGUGGAAGCAGUUGGUAGCAAUGUCCAGCAAAAUUUGGGAAUACCUGCAGAACCUGUUACACAGAAUGUAGACACAGGAAUCCCUGCAUCUACUCCUGUCAAUAGCCAGCCUCAGCCAUCCCAACAGAAUCUACCACAGUUACAAGCAAAUUCGCAGUUUUCAGAUUUCUAUGAUCCAGGUUUUCUCGAUUAUAUCAAUGCUCUCUAUAGAGCACAAACACCAGACUACGACUACUUCUAUGAUUAUGAUACGGAUUAUAAUAUUGGUUCGACUGGACAAUUUCCAGGAAAUCCAAACUCUGUCCCUCCACAGCUGCAAGGUGGAAUCCAGGCAGCAACUUCUGGUCGACCGUCCCUGCCACCAACAGGACCCCUUUUCAAUCCCUGGGCUUACCCUAUCUCACCCACAUCGCCUACUCGUGGAUCACAAACUGGUGCUGGCUUCCCACAACAAUUCUUUCCCCAGAAUAUUCCUUUUCCUACAGGAUUCCCAGCGCAGGGUGUGAACGGAAACCAAACUCAAGGCUUUCCAUUUAAUCCUCUUGGUUUUCAACAGCAGGGAAUCCUACCAUUUGGCUAUAAUCCAACUCCAACAACAUUCGUACCCGGGUUUCAGUCAUCCCCACAAAUCCCUGUUGUAACCACCCCUAGGAUUCGGUUCCAGGAUGACACAGUAUUGGAAAUAAGUCCUUCGCCGAAUCCUCCAGUUGGUGUUACGAACAGUAUAGAAAUUCAGACACCACCAUCUAUUUCAUUUGAGACAUCUACUCCGCCUACUCCUCAAACGAACGAAGAUGACAAAGCAGAUGAUGAGUCAGUCAGUGGGAUAAGCCAAUCAGCAGUAAAUUCAUUGACAACUAAUCAAAAUAAUAAUGACACUUCAUUCCAAACCCAAGUUGUACCUUCUGCAAUCCAAGUACAAGGUAACUCUCCCCCAGUGCAAAGUGAAACAGCCCCUGCAGUUCCAGUACAAAACAAUCCAAUCCUUACUGUAAACCCGCAACAAAAUAUACCUCCUUUACCUCCAUCAACCUUUGCCUCUCCAGUACAAGUUCCUCUCCCAAAUGACUCUUUGCCAACAGUGAGCCAAGCGACCGAUGCUUUACAAUCUCCUGGAACAUCAGAUCAAGCCGUACCAGUGGCGUCUACAGGACCAGCACAAAAUACCUUACUCGCUUUUGAGGAAUCUGGAGCACUUCGUGAAGCUUUAGGUUCUGUAGUGCCGGUAAAGAAUGCACCAAUAGCUUCCCCAAUCCAGCCACAAAACUCACCCAAAGAGAGUGAAUCAGCCAAACCACACACAGUUCCAGCAACACCCACACUUCCAGAGCAAAACAUACCGGAACUACCUGAAAUCGCCUUAAAUAACGUACCAUCUAUACCUGCCAUUUCAGUGCAGAAUGAACUCAUAUCUGGGAACCCAACGCCAAAUGUUUCAAAGCCAUCAGCUGUUCCAACACAGGCUGUACAACUGCCUGCUGCUUUUCCAACACAGAACGCACCACUUCCACCAGCUAUUCCGACACAGGGGAUUCCAUUAUCUUCCAUUGUGCCAACACAAGACGUACAGAGACCUGCAACAAUUCCUUCACUGAAUGUUCCAUCUCAGAAUGCACGACUGCCUUCAGCUAUUCCAACACAGGGAAUCCCGCAGCUUUCUGCUGUUCCAACACAAGGCAUACCGUUAUCUAUAGCUAAUGGCACACAGGGACUACAGCAGCCUUCAACUCUCACAACGCAAAAUGCACAAUUAACGUUAGGUUUUCCACCACAAAAUGUCCAGCAACCUUCAUCUGUUCAAACACAGAAUGGACAGCUGCCUCCGGCUGUUCCAACGCAAGGUGGACAACGACCAUUAGUUAUACCAACACAGGGUGUACAGCUGCCUUCUGCAAUACCCGCACGACUACCUUCAGUUGUUCCAAUACAGGGUGUACAGCUGCCUUCAGCUGUACCAACACAGGGUGUACAGCUGCCGUCAGCUGUUCCAACACAGGGUGUACAGCUGCCUUCUGCAAUACCUGCCCGACUACCUUCAGUUGUUCCAAUACAGGGUGUACUGCUGCCUGCAGCUGCACCAACACAGAGUGUACAGCUGCCGUCAGCUGUACCAACACAGGGUGUACAGCUGCCUUCAGCUGUGCCAACACAGGGUGUACUGCUUCAUACCAACACAGGGUGUACAGCUUCCUUCAGCUGUUCCAACACAAGGUGUACAGCACAGGGUGUACAGCUGCCGCUAGGUGUACAGCUGCCGUCAGCUGUACCAACACAGGGUGUACAGCUGCCUUCACCUGUGUCAACACAGGGUGUACAGCUGCCGUCAGCUGUACCAACACAGGGUGUACAGGGUACCAACGUGUACAGCUGCCAUCAGCUGUACCAACACAGGGUAUACAGUUGCCGUCAGCUAUACCAACACACAGCUGCCUUCAUACCAACACAGGGUGUACAGCUGCCGUCAGCUGUGCCAACACAGGGUGUACAGCUGCCUUCAGCUGUACCAACACUGGGUGUACAGCUGCCUUCAGUUGUACCAACACUGGGUGUACAGCUGCCAUCAGCUGUGCCAACACAGGGUGUACAGUUGCCUUCAGCUGUACCAACACUGGGUGUACAGCUGCCAGCUGUGCAACAACACAGCUGUGCAACACAGGGGUGUACAGUUGCCUUCAGCUGUACCAACACAGGGUGUACAGUUCCCUUCAGCUGUGCCAACACAGUUGCCUUCAGCUGUACCAAUACAGGGUGUUCAGCUGCCAUCAGCUGUGCCAACACAGGGUGUACAGUUGCCUUCAGCUGUACCAACAAAGGGUGUACAGUUGCCUUCAGCUUACCAACAGGGUGUACAGCUGCCAUCAGCUGUGCCAACACAGGGGUGUACAGCUGCCAGCUGUGCAACACAGCAGUAACAACACAGGGUGUACAGCUGCCAUCAGCUCAGGUUUCUCUUGUUUCAACACAGGGUGUACAACUCCCUUCAGUUGUUCCAGUUGGGCAACGACCAUCAGCUGUUUCAACACAAUUUACACCACAAACAUUUAGGCAUCCAACGAAGGGCAUACAAUCACCUACUGUUUCUUCACAGGGGAUACAACUACCUUCUCUUGUUCCAGCACAAAACCAGUCUCCUGCUGUACCAGUACAAAGUAAACAACUACCCUCUAUUGCUUCAACACAGGGUAUACAGUUACCUUCUGCUUUCCCAACAGAGGGAGUUCCACUGUCUCCUCUUGUUCCAGUCGAAGGUGCACGUCCGCCUUCUGCUGUGCCAACACAAUCGCCGUCUCAGAGAGUGCCAAUUCCUCCAUCCCAGGGUGUGCAGAUUCUCACAGGAUUUUUAGGACCUCUGUCACAAACGACAUUACCGCCUUCUGGCUUGUCAACAUUGCCGCCGGUGCAAGAUCUAGAAAAUACGCUCUUGAUUCCAAUCUCACCUGGGAAGGACAAGCCACUAAUUCCGAACUUACCUGGAAAUAAUUUACCAGAAGUUACCCAAGUCGAAGAUAAAACUAAUACCAUUGGUAAUGUAGUUACUCGGCCACCUCUCUCAGUUCUGACACCUCGGCCCCCUACAGCAGUUCCUGGGACUGACCCAAUUAAAAGACCAGCCACUAGACCCACUCCAGCAACACCUUCUUUGCAAACUGAAGCUUUUAAUGAUUUCAUGAAUUUCUUUGGACUCAGUAAUGGAGAAACAUCUACUUUGAAUCCUACAACUACUAGAGGCACAAACGAUUUCGCUGUAGGUUCCGGAUUGGUGGUGGACAGCAAGGUGUUGCAGGACUUGCACAAUCUAAAGAACCUCGGACCCCGCCAAGACACCACAACCAGGAGUUAUCCUUUAGAUCCCUCUCUCCUUAAUUCAACAAGACUCUUUGCAAACCUGGCGGAAGCAAUUCGCGAUACAAUUAACCCUUCGUACUUCAUACUUACAAAACACGAUGUCGGCAACUAUUCCUCACCUCCACUUAUCAGACAGCACAAGCAGUCGGUCACCAGACUCCCAACUCCAAAGUCCGUUAGUGAAACAGAUGAAAAUUCCUCACCAAACGCACUCAAGGGAACAGGGACGAAUGCCAAGAUGCCGCACCUUAUUGCCUCUCUACAAGCAAUGAUGGAGAAGUCGCCAAAGCAGCCCCAAGAUUCCGAGGAAGACAAAAACAAUAACGGUAAGAAUGAGAAUGAAAAGGAAUACUCGGGUGGCAGUCGAGUUGGUGCAGAAGAAUUCCUUCUUCUCUUCUCUAACAAGAGUCCAAUUCUACCUGACGACGGGGAGUAUAUUAUCCUCAUUCCCCGGCCAACUGAAUUAAAGUUCCCCACUGACACUAGACCAUCAGCUGAAACUACAGCAGACAUCUUUACACAAGGGAGGGAAUUCUUGGACUUUGCUGAAGAACUUAGAGCUGACAGGACAAUAAAACCACACAGCGCUGUCCGUCGUCGAGCCCCUACCAUAGAUCCUGCAGAGGAGAGGAUUGGACCCGUUCCUUCGUCGGGCGAAACGGAGGACCCACUUGAGCAUCCAGUAAGAGGUGCCUUUUAUGGGCUCUCCACAGACCCAGCAACCUUGAAUUGGCUGGCACCCUACUCUGGAGGUUUUGGUCUCCGUGAACCGCGAAAAGGUGAUUCGGGAGAGAGAACAGAAAAAAAGAUAGACGAUGCUCAGACGAAUUCCUCCAAUCUGGUUGACGAAGACUAUGAGGAUUUCCCACUGGCGGAGAGCAAUACGUUAGGUGUGGCAUCCCCACCUACACUCCUUCCUGAAGAUUUACAAGGCCUAACACUAGCUGAGUAUUAUGCAAAGUAUUUCCCCACAGCCCAGGACCCUCAGGUGUUCUUCAACCCCUUAGCAACUGGUAGUUACCCAGCACCCAAUAGCAAUUCACCACGCCCUACCAUCGCUGGAGUAAGAAGUCCAGAACAAUACGGGUACUUUUAUCAAGGACAAUACCCACAAUUUAACCUUGGUGCAAAUCCCUACGAUUUUGCCUUGGCCAACUUCCCCACUGGUGUACCUGGGCAAGACGGAAAUGCCUACAGCCCAAACCAAACGCCACAGGAUACAACACCUGCAGAUAACAUAGGAAAUCGAGCACCUGCUGUCCCAGAGUUGGCUGAGGAAGGUACAUCUACAACAGAACCCACUUCCACACCUGAUUACGCCUAUGAUGAAGUGGGAGGAGUGAGUUACGACUACCAAGACAGUUCCGUUCCCGAUUACAUCAACGGUGGUAACCAGGAUUAUGCUUCAGACACAACUUUUGAUUCAGUUUACCCUGAUUACGAUGUGCAGUUGGAAAGCAUUAACAAUUCUACGGGGUUACCUACGAUAAAUCCUCUGGUUGUUGACGACAAUACUGAAACAGGUCCCGGAGAUACUUUUGGUAGCCUAGAUGCCGACUUCGGUGGACUAAGAGUUAAUGGAGAAGCCGAUCUCACACAAGCUGCUACUCAACGUCCUGAUUUUCCUACCACAGGUCAAGGAGCAAAUACAUCCAUUUUAGAUACUUUAGAAACAGUCCUUUCCCGAAACAGGGAGGACUUUGGCUUCAACUCGGAUGUCCCUGAUGGUGAAAAUGUACGCUAUGACCAGGGAAUACUCGAUGCAAUUAUUGGUGGCGAGGUAGGAGAGGGUGGACCAGGUCCUUCAGGGAAUAUUCCACUAGAUUACGAUUACACUACAGGGGAUAUCGCUCCAGGCGGAAUACCCUUACCUUCCGUGACCGAGGUACCGGUCAGUUCGUCCUCCAUUACCCCUAUUGGUUCUGAGGCUAAUACCAACAGGAGUAGCUUUUCCGAGAGCGCUGAUGGUAAUUCUGCCAGUGGAUUAGACGCUCUUGGUACCGGUACUUCAGCUGGAGUUGAUGAUCCUCGGUUCACGAACGUCCCCGUGGACAUUCUUGUUUUUACUGCGGCGCCUACUUCAGGAAUUCAGUCAGACAGUAACGGUUUGACGCCUGAUGACAAUAUUUUCACAUCCCAGACGAAGCGGGUUACACCUGAGAGUAAUAUUUUUACUUCUCUUGCUAGCAGAUUCACACCAGAAAGCAACAUUUUCACAUCUCAAGGCAAUGUAUUCACUCCUGGCAAUGCAUUUACCACUGAACUUAGUGUUACCACGCCGAUAGACAGCAGUUUCAUAUAUAAAAAGAAUAAUUUCAUACCAGAAGAUAAUAACUUUACUCCAACUUACAGCAUUCCCGUUACCGAAGACCCUAUUAUAGCUUCCUUUGACGUGGGAGGUACUGAUCUCACCAGGGAAGGUCCUUUCAAUGCCAUUCCCACUGAGAAUCCUAUUUCUAAUGGUGAGAAUGAUGGAAAUAUUUCAAACGAUAAUGCGAGUGGCGUUCUCGAAACCACAACAACUGUGCCAGUUUUCGAAACUACAACAAUGUCCUCACCUGUUUUCGAAACUACAACAGUGUCUUCGCCUGUUUUCGAAACGAUAACAGAGUUUUCACCUGCUUUCGAAACUACACCGUCUGUCCCUGUGUUCGAUACUACAACAGUGUCUCUACCUCCAGAUCUCAUUUUCCCAGACAGCAAUGAUAAUGCUGUUCCUUCAUUUAGUAACGAUGAUGCUUCAUUUAGCAAUGAUAAUGCUGUUCCUUCAUUUAGUAACGACAUCACUACUGUUGUGCCUGAUGUGACUGAUGCCAUCCUCAAUGUGGGUACACCAGGGAACCAAAAUAUUGUGUUUGGAGGUGAGGGCCAACAAGACCAAAACUUACAAGGGUUUAGUGGUGAAAGCCAAACAAACACGGACAUACAAGGUAUUGAAGAAGUCGAACAACCUCCAAGUGGCAAUUUAGCUUUUCCCCAAGUCCCUACGCAGAAUGGAAAUCCUAAUGCCAACCAACAGGUCACAGGUGAUGAAAGCCAACAGGCCUCCGAGGACACCCAACUACAGAGCACGGGAAAUGACAAUGGGACAAGACAAGCAGCAGGUACUAAUCCGACUGCAGGUGUCCCUUUCACGAACGAUCAGGCAGAAAGACAGGAAUCGUCAGGGGUUCAAAUAAAUGAUGCCACGUCUCUUGAUACAGGGGUGCCGCUGAAUAUCACAGAUGAGCAAAUUGAUACAAAAGAUGACGUGAACCAGAGACCAAACCUUGCGUCUCAGCUUCCAUUUCUAGAGCUUCCUGAAGGUGCUUUUGGCUUUACGGUCACCCUUGGAGAGAUUAAUAAUACACAAUCCAAUUCAGAAGGAAAUAUUAAUGAUCCGUUGCAGAACAAUACUCAGAUUACCACAGGAGAAAAUACUGACGAUCAGAUACAGGACAACCCUCAGUCCGUUGCAGAAAAUAUUGAUGAUCUGUUGCAAAAUAGUGCUCAAAAUAUCACAGAAAUUAGUAAUGAUCGGGUGCAGACAGCCACACAGGACAGCAGCACUGAUGUCUUGAAUUCACAGACAGAAGAAGCAGAUGUCUCGUUUAGACAAGGAAACGAUACUUUAUUAGAUUUUCUAUCCAACGACACUGACAUACUUAUCAAUGAGUCUGCAGCGGAAGAUACAGUGCCAUUAUUGAACAUUCCUGGAAGGGUUGAACCAUCAGAUAUUUCCUCACAGACUCCCGUGGAGGUACUUCUCUUGGGUGAGUCUGACGAGAAUACUGGUGCCCCAACUUCAGCAAAGGGAACACAAGGGGACAACGGUUGUAAUGAUACCGGAGAUUUGACCCACAAUGCAGAAUUAUCAGUUGAUUUUUCAUCUUCUGAGGAACCAAUUAUAUUGUUAGACAGUUCGGUGGAACUGGCCUCCAUAGAAGACAGUGGUAAAGACAAAAAGCAGGAUUUUAUAUCCUUAUUCCAAGAUCAACUUGAUGCAAUAAGGAAAGAAAUCGAUACUAGAGAUAAACUGUCAGCCCAAGCAGGUGGAACACCAGUUCUUCCACUUCCUUCAGUAGGAUUCACAGGUUUUGGUGUUCAAAAUCAGUUAACCACAAACGUACUCUCCCCAACCCCAGCUGUACUAAAAGUCACAGAAACAACAACAAAGACGGUCUUCGUACCUAUUGUUAAACCAACAAACUCUCCAAUAACUACAAAGAAAGUUCCAUCUACCUUGAAGGUGCAGGGAGGACCAACACCCAAGCCAGGAAUAUGGAGACCAACAUUCGGUCUACCAUUUCAGACUCAGACCUCCAGGCCUACUUCAGUAAAGGGUUUCAGCAAGCAACCUAGUUUAGCUUCAUUUCUGGGAGGUCCAACUCGACCAGCAAACUUUGGAUAUGGAAACUAUAACAACCAACCAAGUGUGGGAGCCAUUACAACUCCCGGCCAAGGACAAUAUACGAGACCAAGUUCACUUUAUGAUAAUCCCAGUCAACAGCAAAAUCCGGGCACAUACUCCGAAUCUCAGGGUCAAACACAGAACGAUGAGGAAAGGGAGAAAUGGGUAUGGAGGAAUCGUUUCAGCAGUGUACCUAUUAGAGGUAGAGAACACGAAUAUAUCAAAAACAGGCCUCUAACUUAUACUACCAAUAAUUUUGCUCCUGGAUCUGUUAGUCAAGGAGGAAGCCAUUAUGCAGGUAGCACCUAUGCCCAGAAUAGGCCUAAACACACCGAGUACGGGAAAGACAGUGAAACGGAACGCUGGGUAUGGACCUCCAACCGAAAUCCAUCCACGCCCCUCCCAAUCAAAAACACGUGGAUUCCAGACAACUAUCUAUUCAGUCCUAGUGUAGUAAACUAUGUGUACAGCAGAGUGGGUUCAGACACUUCAGAGACGCCAGUCACUGACUCGGCUAAGAACCUAGGGAAUACAGUUACACAGUCUGGGCCCACUGCAACCACACCUUAUUAUUGGUACAAUAGCCACAGUCACACAGAUCCCCGUGUUACUGAAGUUAACUUUGAUGGAGCUUUAAUACUGUUAAGAGCAGAGGUACAUACCGUUUUUAGAGUCACGGACCCCUUUAAGAAUUUGAAGAACACUAUGGACCCCUUUCCCCAGAAGUAUUCACAUCAAGACAAGUCUGCAUGCAAGUUGUAUAAUGUUAAGAACCCCUGCUCUUAG
Penaeus vannamei (Pacific white shrimp) is the source of this 10350-nucleotide messenger RNA. NCBI's taxonomy places the organism in Eukaryota, Metazoa, Arthropoda, Malacostraca, Decapoda, Penaeidae. The record is from RefSeq and is a predicted model, not a curated record.